Schistosoma mattheei is the source of this 1312-nucleotide messenger RNA. Lineage: Eukaryota; Metazoa; Platyhelminthes; Trematoda; Strigeidida; Schistosomatidae. The record is from the annotation of a GenBank genome assembly.
AGCAAAUGUCUAUCAUUUAAGCGGCACAUAGUUAUUGUCGUGGUUGAUUGUUCGAAAGGCGUGCCCAAUUGUUUGAUUACCAUCAGAGUGUGGGCUGACACACAAUGGCAGACACUAGACCAGCUGAAAAAGAUGAACAGCAGAAACAAAACACCCCACGCAAGGUGAUGGAAGAGCGUGUCAAAGGCGUGGUUAAGUGGUUCAAUGUGAAGGCUGGAUAUGGCUUCAUCAACCGUCAGGACACAUCCACGGACAUAUUUGUGCACCAAUCGGCGAUUUCACGUAACAAUCCAGAAAAGCUUCAGCGUUCACUCCAGGAGGGGGAAGAGGUGGAGUUUUAUGUUGUUGAGGGGGACAAGGGCGACGAAGCAUCCGAAGUGACAGGCCCUGGGGGUGAACCUGUUAAGGGCAGUGUGUACGCAGCUUUGCGUGGACGUGGACGCAGCCCGCGAGUGUUUAACAUGCGUGGGAGAGGUCGUGGGAUGGGACCUGGGGGAUUCUCUAGCAAUCAAGAAUUUGUGCCUUACUACGGUCCUCGGGGUCGAGGCCGCGGCCGUGGUGGCUCAGAAAUGUAUGGAGGUGGUUACGAAUUUAUGGAUCGUGGUGGGAGAGGCCGCGGGUUCCGUGGACGUGGAAGGCCUCGUGGUCGUGGGUUUAGGGGAUCCGGUGGGUUCGAAUCUCGGGUCGCGGUGGUCCUCGUGGAGGAAGAGAUAAUUAUCAUAACGAGGAUGGCUCACCGGAUAUGCGAGACGCUUAAAAUCCUCUGGUCAAAUACUGAGAAAUGUCAUUUUAGAAAUCUAUGUAUUCUGUCAGCAUUCAUAUAUGCAUGUCUACGUUUCAACUCAAUUGUUUAAUCAUCCAACUUGCAGCACAUUGGAUUGUCACUUGUCUUUAUGGUAUUUCGGAUGUACACCAACUUUUUCCCUUCCUCAGUUUCGACGUCUAACUGGUCAAACUUGAGUGUCUCCAAUUUUUGAAUCCAGAGUUCCUGUGGGUAUAUUCAACAUGUUUCAUUCGAUCUUACAGCCUUAGCUUUCUGCGCUUUUCGAUGCAUUUCUUGCCUAUCAGGGCUUUCCAUCUGAACUUGAUUACUUUUCUACUGUUUCAUAUCUACUUACUUCCGUCUGCCAAUUGCUUGAAGGUUCAGACCAUUUGAGAAAGUCACAGAUCUGACUCGUCAGCCAUUGGUGAUUAUACUUUUCUGUAGAAUGUGCAUUCUUCUGUCAUCUUGUGUGGAUAUCUGGUGCUGUAUGGUUUGACUUUUUUCGUAAUCAAAUAUGCAUUUUGAUACUUGAUAAAAUUUCUUUAGAGU